This is a messenger RNA of Racocetra persica, 293 nucleotides long. NCBI's taxonomy places the organism in Eukaryota, Fungi, Glomeromycota, Glomeromycetes, Diversisporales, Gigasporaceae. The record is from the annotation of a GenBank genome assembly.
UACAAAUUGCAUAGGAAAUGCUUAUUGUGAUAUUAGUUAUAAAGACUAUAUGGAACUUAAAAACAGAUCUGAAGUUAGCAACUCCUACUUCGAAAAAGAAGCAAUUCAUCAUUAUGAAUUGUGGAUGCAAAAUACUAUCAGAAGAGUUAAACGUGCAAAAGAGAUUGGGGAAAAAAUUCGAGCUCAUUAUAAACUCUUAUGGGAAAUUAGAGAAGAAUCACGUCAAAUUAACAAUUUGUUGUCUACCACUUUUCAUUUUGAUUUUUCAGGUUCAAAAUUCAUGGGCUCAGUAG